Messenger RNA from Parus major (Great Tit), 8116 nucleotides. RefSeq names its product A-kinase anchoring protein 10 (gene AKAP10). The transcript has 14 exons. The record is from RefSeq and is a predicted model, not a curated record. Gene Ontology annotation, biological process: intracellular protein localization. NCBI's taxonomy places the organism in Eukaryota, Metazoa, Chordata, Aves, Passeriformes, Paridae. Bases 5060 to 6793 code for a protein of 577 amino acids. Gene Ontology annotation, cellular component: plasma membrane. Gene Ontology annotation, molecular function: protein kinase A binding.
AGAGGGGGCUGUAGCACCUCCCACGCUUCGUGCAGGGCUUGAGCCUCUGAGCCCUUUACAGAUGAUAUUUUUCACAACGCUGACGUAUUUUGUAAAAAAUAAUGAUGGGCCGAGAAUGUACAGCAGCGGCUGAAAAUGUCAGUGAAAAGAGGAUCUCAUCGCACUGAGCUCUCCAUGCAAGCUAAAGGAGUCCGUGGCAGUUUAUUCUGUAAUAGAUUUGUUAGGGAGCACAAGCUGGGAAAUUCAGGGCUCGUGAAAUAUUUAUAAUACUCCAGCACCACAAAUGGGUGCAGUUUAAGUGUUCUCUUGGAGCGCAGCGUUUUGAAGGCACUUUGUGCUCGUACUGCAGGCAGGGCCCUGCCCUCUCAACCCGCCCGGUUGUGGUUUGGGUGGAUUUUGUUGGAAGUGGCACCUUUCAGAAGUGGCCCCUUGGGAAAGUUCUGUUUCCUCGUGAUGCUGUAGCUGGAGCAAUGCAACCACUGAUUUUUCUGAUGCACCGCAGUCCUAAAGACUUUCUGGGUUACUGAACGCAAAAUGCACAUCCUGGGAGGCCAGAAUGUGGUACCUGGGGUGAUGUUGAUGCUCUUGGCUCACACAUCCUCUGGAUCUUGCUCUGCCAAAGCAGCAGCACUGAAAAUGUCAGUCUUUGGGGAGGUUAGUGCAGAAGCUGUGGGAGAAAUGAAUCUGAACUGUUCUUAUUAGCAGAUCUGAAGAUUCUGGAAGCUACUGAGGUCUUUGCAAAUGCUAUGAUCCCUUUUGAGGUGUUUAUAUAUAAAUGUUUGGCUGAAGAAUAAAACUUUGAUAGUGGUUAUAAACUCUUCAAAAUGAGCUCCUGCUGCUUCAUUGAGAAUUGUGGAGCUGAGGUUCCAUCCUGAUGUGGGAUCACAGAGACAAGGUCAGCUUGGGCGGAAACUUUCUCAGGGAGAAAGCCAUGAAAGGUCUGAUUAUCUGACAAGCGUAAUUGAGGAUCUGUGUUCCUUUGAUUAAAGGAUCUUUGGUCAGAGAGGCAAAUCAGCACUAAAAGCCUGAGAGAGAUGCUGUGAAGGGAGGAGAAAAGCAACCUUUCAUCUGGGCUGUGCAUAAAACACCACUUUGUGUGAUCCUGUUUUUAGAUUUGGCUUUUAGAGAAGGUAUGAACUGAAGCUGAGAGGAAAGCAGCACAUUAAGGCUUAGGAUAAAACACUGGCCAGGUGCAGUCCAAAAUCCUAUAAACACCAGUGUUCCUGGGGUGAGCUGUCGGUUAAGAGGGUAUUGCAGUGGGUAAAAAUUAAAACUAAUUUUAAAUUAAACCAUAGCAAGGAUCAUAAAGCAACUCACUUGUAGAAAAAUCAAAACCAAGGGUGAAGUGUUUUUAUAGCUUGGGCCUUAAAAUAAAGGUAUGGCACAGUGAGGGUGGCUAAUGGGUUGAGAAAUCAAAGUAUAACAGGUGAGCUGGGCACUUGAGGGCAGGCUAUGAAACUGCUGCCAGUGAAGCAGCUCAUCCCUGGGGAUAUCUUGGGAAUAACAUGCUGUCCCACAUCCUGGCUGGCCUCAGCAGGUCCUUGUUUUUUGUGCACUGUUGACACACUGUGAACGCUUUUUGAGUUUGUUCAGAGCAUUUCAAGAUGUGGAUUAAAACUCCGGAAUGUCACGUGCUGGUUUGGCACCCUUUAGAAUGGGAUUGGCCACUGGAAACCUCACCCUCAGUCCCCGUUCUGUGGUUUCACACUGGCACCACACAGCAUCCGCUUUUUGGGGGAAGUGAAAGUGAAUUCAUGUAGUGAAACUUCAGUCUCUAAAAUUUGGGCUUGUCCUGGCUCAGAGCAGAUUUUGUCCCUUCCUGUUACUGAUGUCACUUGGUUGUGCUCAGCUGCUAGGGACAGAAGCAGCCUGUGUGGAAAGGAUUGGGACACGACCCUGGAGUUUGUAUUUCCAGUAGUAAGUAGGUAUUUAGGGAGGAACUGAGUAGCUUGGAAAGGAGGAACAGAGGUAUUUAAACUGAAAAUAGGCUUAUGGAAGGUUCUUGUGUGAAACCCAGGAAUUACUGCUGAUAGCUAGGAACUGGUUUGAUGAAAUAUUGGAGUGAUUUGGGAAAGAUGAGAGUUCGUAGCGGUUGCUUGUUUCCCUCUGUGCCUCACUGUUCCUCAGCAAUUUCUCUCCUGUCCUCAGCUCCAGUUAUGUAAAGGCUGGUUACUCUCCCUUGCUCACAGCUGUAUCGGGCUGCAGGUCAGUGUGGAGAGAAUCCACCUCUUUUACUGGACACUUAAGCCCCUCUGUCACAGAAUGUGCUCACUGGCAGCUGAAAUGUUCGAGCCUGAGCUGAGUUUGCAGCCCUGCAGCGUCUGUGCUCACAGGGGAGGCUGGCAGGCAGAGCUGCAGCCACCAGGCCAGGGCAAUUAUGUAACCAGAGAGCAGAGUUCUCCUUUAAAAUAUUUAACAUCCUUAGGUUAGAAUAGGAAGGCUUUGGGUGAGUUUUUUUUUUAAUGUGUUUUGUGAUGUAAAUGUGGGGUUGUGCCAGGCUCCACAGUCAUGCUCAGGGAUGACCUAUUUGUAGUAAUAAUCCUUGCCUGGAGCAGCCUCCCUGGUAGAUCACAUUCUCCAAUAUCACCCCUGCAUUUGUUUCUCUGCCAUCCUGUUCAUGUGCUGCUUGCGAUUCUUUAUUUUUGUUUUGAACAGAUCUCUUCCUUCACUUCCUUUAGGAGCUUCCUUUAUAAAGUAGUAAUAUGUAAAAAAGAAAUAAAUUCUCAAAUCGCUUUUCCAUCACAACUUUUUACAGUGUUAUCUCCCCAUCAGUUGCUCACCCGAGGUUUGAUGAUGAUUAAGCAGGACUAUUUGUGAGAGAAUUAACUGUUUGCAGGGAGUUUCCAGAGCUUUUCUGUGGUAUCCAUCAUAUGCAUGGAAGCAGCUCCAUGGAGCCAGAGCCAGCCCACAUCUCCUCAGUGUUGGGAGUUGUGCUGCUCUUUCUGUAACACAAGUGAGAUGUUGUUUUUGGGUGAUUUUUGGUUCACAGAGAGCACCUGCCAGUACUCUACACUUAAAACACACCUUUCCCACUCUUCCCAGUUCAUGCUGUUUAUCAAAGUCACCCUGAAUGUAGCUUUAAUCUAUGGACAGCAAAUGUCUUCAUGGAAAUUUAACAGACGGUAUUUCAUGAAACUUAAUUAAUGGAUGAUAAGGUUUUGCUUUUGAAAAGUCUGCAGAAGAGCUUUGAAAGCCUCUGGCAGUUACAGAUGUGCAAUUUAAAUGAGAAAUAGGUAUUAACAAAAUUAGGGUUUCCAUCUGUCUCUGAUGCUUGUUGAUGUUGGGAAUUCUAUGUCCAUUCUCAGAUGAAUGCCAUUAGUGGCUCAAAAUAGCAUUAACAUUUUCCUUUGUAUUUUACAGUGAAAGGCAAAGAACAAGAAAAGACCACAGAUGUGAAAGCAAUUAAAAGUAAGAUCAAACUCUUGUCUGUAAAUUCAGAUCUCUGCCAUCAUCCAGGAUUUUUAUCUUACCCAACAGGAUCAUUUCCUUACUCCUGAGCACAGAUCUGACCUGUGCAUCAAACCCAGAACUUCAUUCUGUUUCUGGGUUCCUCCUUAUCUUGCUGAAUCUGUAGGUGCAGAGGGUUAUUAAGUUAUGUCAGCUGUGAGCUUUAAUUCAGAGUGAUCAGGCAGUCUGGUCACCUUGCACAUGGUGGUUGUUCCUUAACCACAAAAAAUUGCUGCAGAAGUUUCUUGCUCAGGUGCAGUGUCCUUUGGAGUUUGGAAAGUGGAGCUUCACUGUCUGAUUUGCAGAAGCUGCAGAUUUAACUUUGAUGGGGCUUGUGAGGCUGAAGAUCCAAAUCCUGAAAGAGCCAUUCUGCUGCUGCUUUGUGUGGUGCAGAGGUCUUGCUGCUAAAUCUCGUAUGAGAGGAGAAAAGAUCUCGGUGGAAAAGAUUUAUAAACUCUAGAAAAACAAGUUUGCUUAUCCUGUCAGAUUUUCUUGCAGUACUGAAAGGAGAUGAGGUAAAUGCCAGAAUCAGAUCUGUUACUUUUAUACCCUCAGACAAAAUCCUGUGUCUGUACUUGGUAAUGUGUUAUCUGCACAUCAAGAGAAAAUGACAGGCUUUUUUCACCUUGGUAGUCUGUCUUUCAAAUCAAAUGCAGGAAACAGUGAGUUGCAUCUUAUUUCAUAGCCACUCCUCACCUUCAGUGCAACUACCAGUAUGCUGACCCUGAAAAUAAAAAUAAACUUGAAAAUUUAUAGUAUUGCACUUUUUGAGCUGCUGCAGCAGAGAGCACCUUUGCUUGACCCAUAGAGAGAGUAGAACAUUUUUUUUCCUCAAAUGCCCAUAAUUUAAAAUUAAAUUUAAAUCUAAUUGACAAAAGCCUGUAGCAUUAUGAGGAGUGUGGUUCUGGCUCUACACAAGUAAGCUCCACCAAAUUUUCCCACUGCUGCCAUCCCUUGGCCUUGGAAAACAGAUAUUUUCUCCAUUACUGCUGGUAUGAAAUAUCCAGAGGCUUUGUAAGAAGCAGCAAGUGGUGUCUUCGUGUCCAAUCCUGCAACUGCACAAACACUUGGCAAUAAUUUAAAUGUUUCCAUUGCUCCUGAGGUAUCUGUGGUGUGACAUCUGAGUGUGAAAUUGUCAACUGCUGUCAUAAAAUUGGGAAUAAAAAUAAAGUGAUGCAGCAUGGAAAUCAUGAAGCCCAAGUUGCCUGGCACCUUGAUGGAACACAUCCCUGGGAGGUGCUGAUAUAAUCAGCUCAUCUGAUGUGCUUUAUUUUUCAGUCAGAGGUGUAAGAUAUCCCUGCAUGACAUCCUCAUCUAACACAGCUUCCUGAGAGCUUUGGAAUCUGCUGUGAGCAUGCUUGGGGUUUUUUUCAGCUUUGUCAUCAAUUAACAAUUAGCAGAAUUUUGUGUGAGGAAGUUCUUAUUUUUUUUUUUUUUUUUGAGUUCCAGUAGCCACUCGUGUCCUAAAACAGCCAGAGGGGGUUAAGUGUAUAACCUGGGUUUCAUCAGAGCUCCAAUCCCAGUACAUUCCCCUCAGAGAAGCACUAGGAAUCAUGCCUUGCUGGAGGCUGCAGGACCAAGCCAUGUGGCCAUCAAUGCCAUCUCUGCCAACAUGGACUCCUUCUCCAGCAGCCGCACAGCUGCCCUCAAGAAGCAGCCAAGUCACAUGGAAGCUGCUCACUUUGGAGACUUGGGCAGAUCAUGUCUGAACUACCAGGCUCAAGAGACCAAAUCAAGCCUUUCCAAGACUCUUGAACAAGUCCUGCAGGACAGUGUAGCCCUCCCUUACUUCAUCCAGUUCAUGGAGCUGCGCAGGAUGGAGCACUUGGUGAAAUUCUGGUUAGAGGCCGAGAGCUUCCACUCAACCACCUGGUCUCGCAUCCGCGCACACAGCCUGAACACAGUGAAGCAGAGCUCCCUGGCAGAGCCAGUGUCCCCCUCCAAACAGCAGGAAUUGGCCUCCUCUCCUCCUGCUGGGUGGCUGGAGGAGAGGCUGGAGGGCUCUGGCACAGCCCAGCUGCUCCGGCCUGAGCCUGACAGAACUGCCAGCUGCCAGAACGACGUGGGGCUGCUGGGGCAGGAGAGCCACAGCACCAGUGCUCUGGCUCUGAGAAAACCAGAGACAGGGACUCACUCUCUUCCAGCUGAUCAGCAAGGAUCUUCCAAGCUUUCAGUAUCAAAUAGAAACAGCCCCUCCUCUGCACUAAAGGACUUGUCAGGAAAACUCAUGAAAAGUAUAGAACGGGAUGCAGUUAGUACUUUUACCAAAUACAUUUCUCCAGAUGCUGCUAAACCAAUCCCUAUUACAGAAGCAAUGAGAAAUGACAUAGUUGCAAAGAUCUGUGGGGAGGAUGGCCAAGUGGAUCCAAACUGCUUUGUUACUGCACAGUCCAUAGUGUUCAGUGCAAUGGAACAAGAGCACUUUAGUGAGUUUUUGCGAAGUCACCAUUUCUGUAAAUACCAGAUCGAGGUGCUGACCAGUGGGACUGUGUAUCUGGCUGACAUUCUGUUCUGUGAGUCAGCCCUGUUCUACUUCUCUGAGUACAUGGAGAAGGAAGAUGCAGUUAAUGUAUUGCAGUUCUGGUUGGCAGCAGAUAAUUUCCAAUCUCAGCUUGCUGCCAAAAAAGGCCAGUACGAUGGGCAAGAAGCACAGAAUGAUGCCAUGAUUUUGUAUGACAAGUACUUCUCCCUGCAGGCCACACAUCCUCUGGGGUUUGAUGACUCUGUGAGGCUGGAGAUUGAAUCCAACAUCUGCAGGGAGGGGGGGCCUCUCCCCAGCUGCUUCACCACUCCCUUAAGGCAGGCGUGGACAACCAUGGAGACGGUUUUCCUACCUGGUUUCUUGUCCAGCAACCUUUACUACAAAUACUUGAAUGACCUCAUCCAUUCAGUACGAGGAGAUGAAUUCCCAGGAGGGAACAUUGCACUGAGUAUUCAUGGCCCUGGCAGCUCUCCUGACAGUGAUUCCAUAGGGAGCAUGGAUGGCUCUGCCUCCCAGUCCAAUGUCAAAAAGGCUAAUGUUAAAAUCCUGAAAAAUUUUGAUGAAGCAAUAAUUGUAGAUGCUGCAAGUCUGGAUCCAGAGUCUUUGUAUCAACGAACAUAUGCAGGGAAGAUGACGUUUGGAAGAGUCAGUGACCUGGGGCAAUUCAUCAGAGAAUCUGAACCAGAGCCUGAUGUCAAAAAAUCAAAAGGGUCCAUGUUUUCACAAGCAAUGAAGAAAUGGGUUCAAGGAAAUACAGAUGAGGCUCAAGAAGAGAUGGCUUGGAGGAUAGCAAAGAUGAUUGUCAACGACGUCAUGCAGCAGGCGCAGUGUGAGCAGCCUUUGGAGAAGGUCACCAAGCUAUGAUUUUAGAAACUCCAGGACAGAAAAUCUGGUUUUCCACUUUGAGAAUGAGUGAACUUUCUCUAUUGGUGGAUUCUUUAACACAGCCAAUAAAAACAAAGCACUGUUACUCCAACCACUGCAAUCUCCCUCAUUUCUAAGGAAGAAUGAAAAAGAAGCAAUCCUGGACCUCCACUGCAGAGAGUGAAGAAACACUUUUCCCUGGAGCAUGUGGCAUUCACAGUAACAAUGGUUCUAAGAUGAAGAUGCAGUUUACAAGAAACUGUGAUCAACUUCAUAAAUACUUGACCUGUCUCAAAAAAAGACUUUUAAGCAUAAUAUCUGGAAUGGGACACAGAGGCCACAACAAAGGGGAAGGUUGUGGUGUAGUUUUUAGUUCUACUGCUUGUAGUUUUUAAACACAGAAUUGGAAGGGCUGUGAGGCAAAUCCAUUGGCAGUGAAUGACCUGGAAAGUUCUAAGUUUCAUUUUCCAUUACUUGAAAUAGAUGAGUAUUCACCUGUAAGAUAAAUGUAUUUUACUUCAUAACUGCAUUAACUUUAAAGGCAGUGUAGAAGGGUCAGGAACUCCUCCUUGUUGAGCUCCUACACCUGCACACACACCCACACACACCCACACCCCUCCCCUGCUUCUACCACAGAGCAGAUCCAAGGCUGGUCCUGCAGCCCCUCUGCUCCCGCCUUCUGAGCAGGUUGGACCCUGUAGACUGCUCCACUUCCUGUCCUCACCAUCCCAUGAGCAAUGAAAAAAGGAAUUGCUGCCAUUCUCCAUCGCUUGUUGUCCUCCACCCAGCGUAGUAUCUAAUUCCAGAUGUUUGGUUUACAAAGAAAAACAAUUUUUAACGCCCUCUGGCCUUCUUCCUGACACUGUCAACACUUACCAUGUUACACAGCACCUCUCUUUUUUUUCCCCAGCAAAUUGAUUUUGCAGGGUAGCAGAAGUACUCAGUGUCUCACCAUUAUGUUACUGCUGCAUUUUUAGUAUAUGACACUUUUAUUUGGGGUCUUUUUUUCUUUUUUUACUCUAAUGAUUGCUUUUUUCCUCAAACUCGUGCAAAGAAAUCACUAUGUGAAGAACUCAAAUCAUUUCCAAUGUUCAGAAUAUCUUGAUUGACUAGAAAGUGUCAUUCUGUUGCAAUAUUUGAUUGUAUAGAGACACACUGUAUUGUUAUGAAAAAGCAAAAAGGCUGUGUAUAGGUUUUUGGUACUAUGUACCACCUCUUAUUUCUCUCAUACCCAAGCAUUCAUGUACUUAAAACAUACUAUAUUUAAUUGUGUUUUGAUUUAAAAUAUAUAAGUAUUAAAAUUUGUGUUGAUUUUUCUGUUUU